Messenger RNA from Xenopus tropicalis (tropical clawed frog), 1823 nucleotides. RefSeq lists its product as uncharacterized. Lineage: Eukaryota; Metazoa; Chordata; Amphibia; Anura; Pipidae. The record is from RefSeq and is a predicted model, not a curated record. The transcript is spliced from 8 exons. Bases 391 to 1440 code for a protein of 349 amino acids.
AGAACUAGCACAGGUAGUAUGAAUCCCUUCUGAGUCCCGAAUCUGUAAAUACAGUAAGAAACGCAGUCUACAAGAAGAAAAGCAAAGCAGUUUGCAUACUCUAUAUGAAUUAUAUGAAAGAUCAAAAAUACACAUGAUGUCAUUGUUUGAAUUGGGGGAAGAAGUGGUUAUGGUUAUUCUGACAUCACUGGUAAUGAUGGAGAAAUAGCUGCUUUUAUGAUGUCAUAUUAAGGAUCACUACACGGGAUAUUUCAACAUAUUUCAUUCUACAGCUAAAGGAUCAGAACAGAAGGAAUGUAAAAGCAAAAUGAAAUCAAAUUUUUCCAUAUCAUGCAGAGGAUAUUUUGGGCUCAUGAUUUUAAUAAUUUGUUCUAAUAAUCCUGCUGCACAAUGGGAAAUAUGCUCUCUUUCUGUAGCGUUCUUUGUACAUUUUUGUUCUCAGACUUUUUCAUUGUGUUGCUGUGGAUACUCAGCUUUCUCUAUUUCCACAAGUUGGAGAAACCUUCAUACAUGCCACAUGGGAAAACAAAGAUAGAGGUAAAAAAUAAUAAUGAUAGUCCUUUUGCUAACAAAGUGAGAGACAAAAACACAGAGAAGUCAUCUUUUACAAGCAUUGAUCAUGCAGAGAAAUACAUUAAACUUUUAGAAGGCUGGUUGUUUGAACAAGAUAACUUCAAAGAGGAAUCAUCUUCAGCUGAGGAGCAUCUAUUGGAACUGCAGGCAAGUAAUAGCUGUAAAGUGCUGAAGAAGAUCCAGAUCGUCGUAGAGUCUAUUAGAAUAAAUAAUUCCUAUGGACUGUCACACAAUAUUUGCUCAGAUGAAUUUCAGAGAAGUUGGUAUGUCGUUGAAAGGUUCGAACAUAUUACGGCUUAUAUAGAUUUAAAGCUGUGUAUGAUGAAGGUUUUCAAGAGCCACUUUGACAUUUGGUUAGAACAGUUAAAAAGAUUAAAGAUCUGGUUAUCAGAAGCCGUGGAAAUACAGGAGAAACUCCACAGUGUGGCCUGUGAAAGUAAAUCUGCAGUUAAACAUCACCUUAAUAUGCAAGAGGUACUGUUAAAUGAAAGCACAUUUAUGAAAGAAGAACUGGAAAAGUGUGAAAUAGAUUCCUGCAAGCUUACUAUUAUCCUAAAGGAGAUUGGCUGGUGGUCAGACAAAUUUCAGCAGUCAAUGAUAAGGAAACAAUUUAAAAAGCAAACACAUGAGAAGAGAUGGAAUGACAUUCUGUGUGAUUCCAUUACUGAAGAGAUGGUGCAUUUUGCUGAAAGAUAUUCUUUAUUCACUAAGCUAAACCAAUGUUACACCACUCACCUAAAGGAUCUCCUGAAGAUGACAUUUCCAGAUCCAAGCACACCAUUGCCUGAAAGAAAACCAGCAAACUCUGCUGUCACUAUUUGUUGGAAGGAAGUAGAGAUUCAGGAAUUACUAAGCAAAGAGUCUUGACUUAAGAUUUAGCUACUUACCUGCCACAGAUUACAGUCUGAGCUGAAACAUUUCUGUCUGUUCCAGGGGAAUUGUUGCUUUUUCAACAAUGUACUACUGCAUGUGAGAAACAUAACAAACAUUAAAAAGGUUUAUAUGUCUUAUUUUUUCAAACAGUGUGCAGAAAAUUGUUCCUUUGGUACUUAUGUUGUACUUCUAAGGGGCAGAUUUCAAGUGUGAAAUCAAAGAUCAUUACAGAAAAAUUCACCCACUAUAUUGAUUUCUAUGAGAUUUUUUGAAGCAUAUUCAUUAAAUGGUGAACUGUAACUUUACCUAUUGAUAAAUAUGCUUCUAAAAAUCCCAUAGAAAUGACUAGAAAAUGGGUGAGUUUUGCUAUGGUGAGC